AAUAAUAUUAUAUAUAUAUGGGGAUCCUAGUAUUUCACUAGACGGACUCGCAGGUGAGACUAAUCCCAAGUACUCACCCCCUCCGAAAGGAGGGCCUCCACGUGGUGAUCCCUGGUAACGCUUUUAGCGGCUAAUGCGAGCCAUACCUGUACCCCUCCGAUUCCUAAAAUUCCUAACUGCAAUCACUCCAACAUCCUUUCCUAAUUCUUCUCCAUUACCAUUUUCCCCCAAUCCGGAAUUGCGCGUGUUCAUCGGACUUGUUUGCAGUCGGGGGUAACAGACUGUAUUUUAGCGUCGCACCUCACUGAUACCUGCCCGCCUCAGUGAGUAACUGUGGGCUUACCGUGUUACCGGGGGCUAUGAUACGGCGGACCUAUUUUCCCCCACACUCGUGGGACCUAUAUGGAACAAAAAAAUAAUAUUAUAAAAAAACUAGCAGGAACACAUACUGCAACUAGCCUGGCUGAUUGGAUGGAGUUUGAUAUCCAACAUACCGAUCGCCAGGCACACUUGUGGAAAGUGGGUGAAGAGCCUAGGAACAUAACUAGUUCUUUGCUGUUUGAAUCCAAAACGGGAAUUCCGUUAUGGAAGGAAAGUCAAGAAACUGUGGGCUCGAAAGUUGCACCGAAAAAUGCAACCGUCGAAACACUACCACAGCCCUCGACAAGUACUGGACUGACUUCAGGCCAAAGCUUACGCGAAGUCAGGAAAACGACUGGCUUGAGUGGUGCGGGUACCAAAUGGUAUUUGCGCUACCUCAAGGAAGGCUUAACGCCUGCCGCGGCAAAGGAAAAGGCGCUGAAUCGGUCAAAAGGUAGUCAAGACUCUAAGAAGAGGCCUGCCCAAGAAAUUAAUCCGAUCGAUGUCCAAUCGGCUAAAAAGAGCAGAGGGAAUGACAAACCUCUGCCAGUGAAAAAUAUAACGGAAAUGGCUGCACCAAAACAACCGAGAAAAACAUUAUCGGGCAGUAGCUAUGAUAGUGUAGCCAAUAGCUUAAGAAUAGUCAUCCUUCCCAAGUUUUACCCGGAGGCAACUCUCUCGAGAGACGAACAAGGAAAGAUCGAAGAACUCCUCAUUGAGAAGAUGUAUAAGGGAUGGGAUUCCAAGCUAAGAUUCAGCGGAAUACACUUUCGGUCAGGACUCAUACUAAUUGACUGUGUAGAUGAAGAAGCGGCGAAAUUCGUUCACAGGGCGGCACCUGAGCUGGACGGAUGGGCUGGUGUUGAACUCACCACGUGUACCGGGGACAACAUACCGAGUAUAUACAUGAUGACGGUCUACCUUCCGAGAGCCAAAGGUGUUGAUACGGAAAAGCUGUUAAAACUACUCAUCACGCAGAAUGAGGGUCUGCAUACUCAGCUAUGGAGAGUAAUUAGCGGCAAGGAUGUGAAAAAUGGAAAACUUCUGACGAUUGGGAUUGACAGCCUGUCGCAGGAGGCCAUUAAAACCAACGGCUGUAGGGUCUUUUACAGGUUCAGCUCCGUCUCGGUCCACUUACAUAAGGGGCGGGUGAACAAAGAGGGAAGUAACUCGGCUGGGGCAACCACACCAGCUGAGGGAACGCUAUCAGCAGCCGUUGCGGAACAAGUAGAGGAGGCGGCCAGACAUGAGAUUAACGAAAGCAGUGUGAAACCUCACGGAAGUGAGGACAUUGAUGCCUUAGAUCUCUCUCUCUCGUAGCUACAGGCUAUCUACCAGGAGACGACACUCAGAUACCAUCUGUAGAGGUCGAUAAACUGGUGGGCUACUGAAAGAAUAUGAAAAUGCCACUCAUACUUGGUUGCGACUCCAAAGCGCACAACGAAAAGUAUAAACAUCAACACAAGAGGCAAUUCACCAACAUUUGCAACUAACUCACGCAAAGAGGUCCAAGGUAUUACUAUAGGAAAUACUCGCGGUUGUGAGUUUGUCAAAAACUGGAGAGUAUCCAGUGAACCUUCUAUGUCUGAUUACAGAAUACAAAGUUGCUUUCAAAAGGCAACAGCGCCAAUUCCACCAAUAUUAAGCGAGAAGAUGGUAACUCCACCGAAGGUGAAGAGGAAAAGAUACAAUUUUUACUGGAUGUUCAUUUCUCAGGAUUAUCUGCAAACCUAGAGACAGAAUCAGGACUACUAAUCGCAAAUAAAGUUACAAAGAAAUAUGGAAACCGACAGAAACAUUUUCUUAUUUGUAAAUUAAGUAACAGAUAGUAAAGUAUACAAACGAUUACAAUGAUAAUGAUUUUUAAUGUACCGGCUAACCAGUUUAAACCAGUCUACUCUUUUACGUACUUACUUACUCCUGCCCUUCUCUCCUAAGUGGAGUUUUUCGAGAGGAACGGACUAUUAACAACAUUAAUAAUUAUGUGAGGCGAAAGGGUAUCUACCGACACUUAAGUGUACAUUAAUAUACUAAAUGCAUUAAAUUAUACUAAAUAUUUUAUAUAAUAAUAAUAAGUAUUAAAUAAUAUAAAAACAAUAAAAUAAAUUAAAUAUACAUUUCUUUGCUAUUCGAAUCUUCCUAAAUUUUAAUUAUUUAUAGUUAUAUACAACAUAUACUUUACAUAUUAAAAUAAAUUCAUUUAAAUUUGAAUUAGUAGUAUUAUUGUGUAUAAAUAUAUACUAAUUCGAGUCGCUGCUUUAAAAAGACUUACGGUAAUAAAGACAUA
Molecule: messenger RNA, 2647 nt
Organism: Teleopsis dalmanni
Lineage: Eukaryota; Metazoa; Arthropoda; Insecta; Diptera; Diopsidae
Exons: 2
Coding region: 403-1680 (425 amino acids)
Source: RefSeq, a predicted model, not a curated record